CGUGCUUCAGUCCAUUGCCUUACCGCCUUCCUCAGUCUUUCACCGGUUACCUUCCUGCAUGUUUGCUGCGGCCUACAUCCUACCUUGUACCUUGUAUUGCACAUCUCGCAGACUAUUCGCUGCCGCGAUGAUCGAGCUGUCGUUGAGACAAACUGUAUUCGCAGCAACCCUGGUGGUGCUUGUCGUACUUUUGUCGUCGAUACAUGUGUGGAACUCAUUUCCAGAAAAGUGGUCUCAAAAAUCUAGGUGGGGUUGGACAGCAGCCCUUGCUACCCUCGUUGCCGGUUUUUUUGUUGGCCUGGGAGUCACGGUCCAGUGCUUGCCCGACUCUGCUCUCUUACCACUGUUGGUUCUAUCAGGUCUCUUUGGACUGGUUGCUGAGUGUUCUCAAUUCACUCCUUUGCUGAAGGGAUACUUCCCAUAUAGCGUCCUGAUUUGCCUCCCCGUACUCGUUGCUCAAGUUUCCGGUGCUGCCCUUUCCCACCUGGACGCGCACCAUGAGAAAGCAAUUCUCAUUGCUCACGCUGGAAGCUCUCUAUUCCAUAUAUCUGGAGCAGCCCUAUUUACGUACGCAAGGACAACGGGAAAGAAAUGGAAGCGCGCUGAAUGGAAGAAUGGUAUUAUGCUACCCUUCGCUUACAUAGGGAUCUCUAUCGCCGAUGGGCUGCUCUUCUUACUUCAUCGUAACGCAGUCUGGCUAGCGCUUGGCCAUACCACGUGCAUAUCUAUCCUUCUUUUUUCUCUUCCAGGUAUCCAGCGACUAGAACAAUAUCGAAAAAGGGACAAGUUUUCUCAUUUGUCAUCAUCUGGAGAUAUUUACGCUGAAAAUAGACUUCCGCUACACAUUCGGAUCACUACAGAUGUCUACACAUAUGUAGAACAUGGCCCAACUACGCCCCCAAACCCCGAUCAAACAGAUUAUGGAAUGUUUACUCGAAAACAUAUAAGGAUUUUGAUGAUCCUGUGCUCCAGCUGGUGUACUUACCUUGGGAUAUCCUCUGUCAAUGGGGAGAAAGAGUGA
Periconia digitata is the source of this 1021-nucleotide messenger RNA. The record is from the annotation of a GenBank genome assembly. Lineage: Eukaryota; Fungi; Ascomycota; Dothideomycetes; Pleosporales; Periconiaceae.